Penicillium concentricum is the source of this 1020-nucleotide messenger RNA. Its product is annotated as NADP-dependent oxidoreductase. NCBI's taxonomy places the organism in Eukaryota, Fungi, Ascomycota, Eurotiomycetes, Eurotiales, Aspergillaceae. The record is from RefSeq and is a predicted model, not a curated record. The coding region runs from base 1 to 1020 and encodes 339 amino acids. The transcript has a single exon. Gene Ontology annotation, molecular function: oxidoreductase activity.
AUGUCAAACCUUCCUCUCAAAAUGCGCAGCGUCAUCCAACCAACCGCCUCCUCCAAAACCCUCACCCUAACAAACACCCAUCUCCCAACCCCAAACCACACACAGGGAGAGCACCUAAUCCAAAUAAAAGCCUGCAGUCCCUGUGCCGGCGAGUUACUCUGGCCAGCGAAUUUCCCCCCGCUCACACCGCGCACUCUAAUCCCAUGCCCGGACAUGGCGGGAAUCGUCAUCUCAGCGCCGGAAGACUCGCCCUUCCAGCCAGGCGAUGAAGUAUACGCGCGCACAAACUAUGUCCGACCAGCAAAUGCGCGCGACUAUUCCAUCGCCGUUACGGAUGAGUUGGCGCACAAACCGCAGGGUUUAAGCUGGGUCCAGGCUGCUGCGGUUCCUGUCUCCGCCGAGACGGCUUGGCAGGUUCUUUUUAUUCAUGCGCUUGCUAGGGGAAAUGAGGAAGAGAUUGAGAUGGAGGCAGCUAAACUUGCUUGGACUGGGAAGAGAGUUCUUGUUACUGGUGCUUCUGGUGGUGUGGGUAUUUGGCUUGUGCAGUUGGCCACUUUGCUUGGUGCGGAGGUGGUGGCGACAUGUGGUUCCCGGAAUGUGGAGCUUGUGAGGUCGCUUGGGGCGAAGGAAGUCCUUGAUUAUCGGGUUAUAGAUUUGAAGGAAUGGGCUACGCAGUCGCCUUCAAAUAAGGUGGAUGCUGUUGUUGAUUGUGUUGGGGGAAAGGCUCUUGAAGAUGCGUGGUGGACUGUUAAGGAUGGUGGUGUUGUGCUGAGUAUCUACCAGCCACCUUUGCAGGCUUGCCCGGAUGGCUUUAAGGGUGAAAGUGUGAAAGACGUGUUCUUUGUUAUGCAGCCCGUGAGGAGGCAGUUAGAGGAGGUUUCGAAGUUGAUUGAGAAGGGGGUGUGUCGGGGGCUGGUGGAUAGUGUCUGGCCUCUUGAGCAGUAUGAAGAGGCAUUCAAGAGAUUGGAUGGAAGGCAUGCGAAGGGAAAGAUUGUCUUUGAUCUGUCACUGAAUCAUUAA